Pseudoliparis swirei is the source of this 8881-nucleotide messenger RNA. Its product is annotated as unconventional myosin-XVIIIa-like. The transcript has 41 exons. Gene Ontology annotation, molecular function: cytoskeletal motor activity; protein binding; ATP binding. NCBI's taxonomy places the organism in Eukaryota, Metazoa, Chordata, Actinopteri, Perciformes, Liparidae. Bases 190 to 6120 code for a protein of 1976 amino acids. The record is from RefSeq and is a predicted model, not a curated record. Gene Ontology annotation, cellular component: myosin complex.
CUCGCACCUGCUGUCAAUACAAAGGAUAAAAAUGCCGACAACUUCAAGCAAGGCAACAACGCGGGCCAUUGCAGGUCCGUAGCUGCCACGCAUGCUCUCUCUCUCUCCUUCUCAUCAUUGGCAUGACACUGCUCUUUUUGUGUCUGUGAACAAAUUCAAACUGGUAUAAGACUACAGAAAAGUUGGAGCAUGUUUCACCUCAUUAAGAAAGACAAGGAGAAGGACUUGGGCAAGAAGGAGAAGAAGGAGAAGAAGGAGAAGAAAGAGUGCAUGUCCCAGGCAGAGUUGAAGAGCCUGGAAGAGAUGAGCAUACGUAGAGGCUUCUUCAACCUCAAUCGGGGGAGCUCAAAGAGGGACUUGAGGAGCAAGUUGGAGAUCUCUAGUCCGAUCCCUAUCAAGGUAUCGACCAACAUGGAGCUCAGCCUGAUGGACCUGAAGGCCGAGCGCCUUCACAACCCGGGGCAAGAUGUUGGGCAAAUAAGUGCAAGUAUCUCUGGCGAAGACAUGAGGGGAAACGAACUGGACCGUCAUGGCAGAUCUGUGAAGGAGAGAGCAGCUAAGUUUGGGGAAUUGGCCAGGGUGAAUUCUGUGGUCGGCCAGAAGCAUGUGUCCUUUUCCCAGAAGGUCAACAGGGACGACACUUCGGAGGCUUCAGAUCUUGCUGGGGAGAACUCCACGACGUAUUUCAAGUCCCACUCCAGCCCAAAAGGCACCUACACGGUUGGCAUUCCUGAGCUGGUGGAAAAGACCUUCCCGGGCGCAGACCUGCAGUUGCCUGUGCUCGUUGCUCCACCAAUACCAAAUCCAAGAGAGCUGGAGCUGCAGCGGCGCAACACCGGGGAUUUUGGCUUCUCUUUGCGCAGGACCACCAUGCUAGACAGGCUGCCCGAUGGAGGAGUGUGUCGGCGGGCGGUGCACUUUGCCGAACCGUGUGCCGGGACCAAGGACCGGGCUCUGGGCCUGGUGCCGGGGGACCGGCUCGUGGAAAUCAACGGCAUCAACGUGGAGAACAAGAGCAGGGAUGAGAUCGUGGAGAUGAUCCGCCAGUCUGGAGAGACGGUCCGGCUGAAGGUGCAGCCGAUUCUGGAGCUGAGUGAGUUGAACAGCAGAUGGCUGAGGGCCACCGAGGGCCCCCACAACGACGUCCUCGAUUCCAAGCCGGUUGAGGACCCCGUGGCCAUCCUUCAGGCAGCACACUCGGCUGCAGCUAAGGGAAAGACUGAGGAGCAGAUAACGGCAGAGAGAGCCUGGUAUAACACAGAGAGAGUAUGGCUUGUCCACAAGGAUGGAUUUUCCAUGGCAACUCUCCUGAAGACGGAGGCGGGCAGCCUGCCAGAGGGGAAGGUGAAAAUCUGCCUGGAAAGUGACGGGUCUUUAUUGGAUGUGGAUGAAGACAAUGUGGAGAAGGCAAAUCCGCUGAUGUUUGACCGGGUGGAGGACCUGGCCUCUCUGCAGUAUUUGAACGAGUCCAGCGUGAUGCACUCCUUGAGGCAGCGGUAUGGCGGUAACCUGGUGCACACCCAUGCUGGGCCUAACAUGGUGGUCGUCAACCCCAUUAGCGCCCCUUCAAUGUACUCUGAGAAGGUGAUGCAAAUGUUCAAGGGCUGCAGACGGGAGGACACUGCCCCUCACAUUUACAGCAUGGCCCAGGCUGCCUAUAGGAACCUGCUGACCACUCGACAGGAUCAGUCCAUCGUCCUGCUGGGCAAGAGUGGAAGUGGCAAGACCACCAACUGUCAACACAUCAUCCAAUACCUGAUCACCAUUGCUGGCAGCACCAACAAAACAUUCUCCACAGAGAAAUGGCAGGCGGUCUUCACAGUUUUGGAAGCUUUUGGGAAUGCCUCUACCUGUAUGAAUGGGAAUGCCAGUCGCUUCUCCCAUAUUGUUUCCAUGGACUUUGACCAGGCAGGCCUGGUCACCUCAGCCUCUAUACAGACCAUGCUUCUGGAGAAGAUGAGGGUGUCAAGAAGACCAGGGGGAGAGUCCACUUUUAAUGUCUUUUACUACCUGAUGGCUGGACUCGACAGCUCUCUUAGAACGGAGCUGCACCUGAACCACUUUGCUGAACACAAUGCAUUUGGAAUCAUGCCUCAGACAAAGACGGAGGAUAAGCAGCGGGCCUCCCAGCUGUUUUCCAAGCUGCAAGCAGCCAUGAAGGUUCUGGGGAUCAGUGGUGACGAGCAGAGGGCUUUCUGGCUCAUCCUCGGGGCCAUCUACCAUCUUGGGUCUGCAGGGGCUUCCAAGGCUGGCAGGAAACAAUUUGCACGUCAUGAGUGGGCUCAGAAGGCAGCCUACCUGCUGGGCUGCACUCUGGAGGAGCUCUCCUCCUCCAUCUUCAAGCACCAGGCCAAGGGCACCCUGCCCAGAGCCAGCUCCAUCCGCCAGGCUUCGGACGAAAAUGGCUCGGCAGAUGCAGCGGGAUCCAAAGCCACGGCGAUGGACUGUUUAGAGGCCAUGGCGUCGGGGCUUUACUCGGAACUCUUCACAACCCUCAUCUCUUUAAUAAACCGGGCCUUGAAAUCCAGCCAGCACUCCCUAUGCUCUCUGCUCAUUGUGGACACGCCGGGCUUUCAAAACCCCAGGCUGGCGAAGCGCGAGUGCGGCGCAACCUUUGAGGACCUAUGCCACAACUACACUCAAGAACGCCUGCAUUCCCUCUUCUACCAGCGCACCUUCGUUCAGGAGUUGGAGAGAUACAAAGAGGAGAACAUCGAGCUUGCUUUCGAUGACACGGAGCCCAGCACCUCCCUGUCUGUCGCUGUGGUAGACCAGGCCUCAAGCCAAGCGCUGGUACGGGCGGUGCGACCGGAUGAGGCCCGGGGCCUGCUGUGGCUGAUGGAGGAGGAGGCGCUGCAGCCCGGGGGCUCAGAGGAAACCCUGUUGGGACGUCUCUUCAGCUACUACGGACCUGCUGAGGGCGAGAGCAAAGGGCACACUUGCCUACUGAAGAGUGAAAAGGAUCAUCAUUUCCUGCUGGGCCACAGUCACGGGACUGACUGGGUGGAGUACGAUGCCUGCGGGUGGCUGAACUACGCCAAGCCGAAUCCUGCAUCGACCAACGCUGCACGCCUGUUGCAGGACUCCCAGAAGAAGCUCAUCAGCUCGUUGUUCACGAGCCGUGCGGCUGGAGCCACUGUGCUGUCUGGGUCCAUUGCGGGCCUCGAAGGCGUUUCCCAGCUGUCCUUGCGACGGGCCACCAGCAUGAGGAAGACCUUCACCACGGGGGUGGCUGCCAUCAAAAAGAAGUCCUUGUGCAUCCAGAUAAAGCUUCAAGUGGAUGCUCUCCUUGACAUGGUGCGGAGGUCCAGGAUUCACUUUGUUCACUGCAUAUUGCCCAAGGCAGACGCCCUCAAGGCUCUGAGUGGAUCCCUGUUCAAAGGAGGGGAAUGUGAGGCUCAAGGGGAGACUGGAGAUCCCGGCUUAGUGCAGCUAGAUGUAGCCUUGCUCCGUGCUCAGCUGCGUGGCUCCAAGCUGCUGGAUGCUCUCCGGAUCUACAGGCAAGGUUACCCCGAUCACAUGGUGUUCUCCGAGUUUCGACGGCGCUUUGACGUGCUGGCACCGCACCUCACCAAGAAGCACGGGAGGAAUUACAUCGUGAAGGACGAGAAGAGAGCUGUGGAGGAGCUACUGGAGUCCUUGGAUUUGGAGAAGAGCAGCUACCACAUGGGUCUCAGUCGGUUGUUCUUCAGAGCCAGCACCUUGGCCAAGCUGGAGGAGCAGAGGGAUGAGCAGACCAAGUGUAAUCUCACCCUGUUCCAAGGCGCCUGUCGGGGAUACCUGGCACGGCAAGCCUUCAAGAAGAGGAAGAUUCAGGAUCUAGCGAUCCAUUGCCUCCAGAAAAACAUCAAGAAGAACCGCGGCGUGAAGGACUGGCCAUGGUGGAAACUCUUCACCGCAGUCCAGCCCCUCAUUAAGGUCCAGCUCACCGAGGAGCAGAUGCGAGGCAAAGACGAGGAGAUACAGCAGCAGAAAUCGAAGCUGGAGAAAGUGGAGAAAGAGAGAAAUGAGCUGAGACUGAACACGGAUCGAUUGGAGAGCAGGAUCUCAGACUUGUUGGCAGAACUGGCUGAUGAGAGAAGCACCAGUGAGUCAGCAUCCCAGUUGCUGGAGACAGAGACUUCAGAGAGACUACGCCUGGAGAAGGACAUGAAGGAUCUACAGGCCAAGUUUGGCGGCAUGAAGAAACAAUUAGAAUCACAAGAGAUGGAGGUGAUGGAAGCUCGGCUCAUGAAAACGACAGACUUCAACGGCGAGAUGGAUGACGACGACGACGCUGGAGGCGAGUGGCGGAUAAAAUACAACCGAGCCAUUCGUGAAAUGGAGUUCACCAAAAAAAAACUCCAUCAGGAGUUUGAUGAGAAGUUGGACACAGAGCAGCAGAGCAAAAGACAUCUCGAGAGAAGGCUGGCUGAUUUGCAGACAGAUAAUGAGGAUGUUCAGCGCUCUGUGCAGCAGCUGAAGAAGAAGUGCCAGAAACUGACGGCAGAGCUGCAGGACACUAAGCUUCACCUGGAGGGCUUGCACAGUCGCAACCAUGAUCUGGAGAAGAAACAGAGGAAAUUUGACCUGGAGCAGAACCAGGCUCAGGCUGAGGUACAAAGAGAAAGGAGUCAGAGGGAGAAGCUGGCUCGAGAGAAAGACUUAAUGACUGGUGAGAUGUUUAACCUCCGCCAGCAGCUGCAGGACAAGGACAUUGAAUUGUGCGCCGCAAAUAUAAAGGUGCAGCAGCUGGAGGUAGAGCUACAGGAUCUCUCUUCCCAAGAGUCGAAGGAUGAAGCCUCGCUGGCCAAAGUCAAGAAGCAACUUCGUGACCUUGAGGCCAAGGUGAAAGACCAGGAAGAGGAGCUGGACGAACAGGCUGGAACCAUCCAGAUGCUGGAGCAGGCUAAGCUACGGCUUGAGAUGGAGAUGGAGAGGCAGCGGCAGACCCACUCUAAAGAUAUUGAGAGUAAAGAUGAAGAGGUGGAGGAGAUCAGGCAUUCCUGCAGUAAGAAGCUGAAACAGAUGGAGGUGCAGCUGGAGGAGGAGUAUGAAGACAAGCAGAAAGUGUUGCGUGAGAGACGAGAGCUGGAGUCCAAACUGCUGAGCACCCAGGACCAGGGGAGCCAAAGGGAUGUGGAGACAGAGAAGAGGCUGAAGAAAGACCUGAAGAGAACCAAAGUCCUUCUGGCUGAUGCGCAGAUAAUGCUGGACCACCUGAAAAGUAACGCCCCCAGCAAGAGGGAGAUCGCCCAGCUUAAAAAUCAACUGGAGGAGUCAGAGUUCACUUCAGCUGCAGCAGUAAAGGCUCGAAAAAGCAUGGAGCUUGAAAUAGAGGACUUGCAUAUCCAAAUGGAGGAUGUGGUCAAAGCUAAGAUGUCGUUGGAUGAGCAGGUCAGCCGUCUGCAGAGAGAGAAGAAUGACCUGCAGUCUCGUAUGGAGGAGGAUCAGGAGGACAUGAAUGAGCUGAUGAAGAAACACAAAGCUGCAGUUGCCCAGUCUGCCAGGGACUUGGGCCAGAUCAGUGACCUGCAGGCGCAGCUGGAAGAGGCCACAAAGGAGAAGCAGGAGAUCCAAGAAAAGCUUCAUUCACUGCAGAGCCAGCUGGAGUUCCAAGAACAGUCCAUGGUGGGAAAGUCUCUUGUGUGCCGUCAGGAGGCCAAGAUCCGUGAGCUGGAGACCAAGCUGGAGUACGAGAGGACACAGAUCAAACGCUUGGAGAGUCUGGUGGGUCGUCUGAAGGACAACCUGGAAAAGUUGACGGAGGAGAAAAACCAACGCAUUGCUGCGGAAAACCGGGAGAAGGACCAGAAUAAGCGAAUGCAGAGGCAGAUAAGGGACAUGAAAGAAGAAAUGGGGGAGCUGUCCAAGAGGGAGGCCGAGGCCAGCCGGAAGAAGCACGAGCUGGACAUGGACAUCGAGAGCUUGGAGGCGGCGAAUCAGAGCUUACAGGUGGACCUCAAGCUGGCCUUUAAGAGGAUAGGUGACCUGCAGGCGGCCAUAGAGGACGAGAUGGCGAGUGAUGACAAUGACGACGUAAUCAACAGUUUGCAAGACAUGGUGACAAAAUAUCAGAAAAGAAAAAACAAAACUUUUUAUGCAGUGAAAGGAAUCUUUGUGGCACGUUGGAUCGUUUAAACCUUCAUCAGAGCGGAGUGAAGAGAUGUAGGCUUCAGUUUGUGGUGGCUAAACCUGCCAAUAAUUUCCCGCUUUAACCUCUGAUUGCUUCUUCACAGAGACAUGACAUUGCCCUCUUUAUACGCCGGUUUCUAUUUUAUUUUAUUUUCAUCCGUUUUUCAUCAGACAACCUGUAUGUAUCGAUGCUCUGCUUUUCAUUUUGUGCAACUCGAGGAAAAGAGCCACACAUUUCCGUGUUAUUUAAUUGCCUUUUCCCCCUUUCUUCGACAUCAUUGCAUUAGCAGCAUGGGUGAACAAUAAUGGAAGAGGUGAUUUUUUCUUCUUCUUAUAAAUAUGAAGUGGAUUUUCCAGAUGAUUUACAUUACUACAAUACAUUUUUGUACUCUAUGCUUACAAAAGGUUACAAUAGCUGGAUUAUUAUUAUUAUUGUAGGGGCAGAUCAUUUCGGUUCCCCGUACAGACUGCAGCAGGCUGUGUUUACGUACAGGAGUUGCAUAUAAUAUAAGACAUUGCAGUGCGAGCUUGGAUUUAAUCGGUGCGUUUUGUUUGAACAUUUCGUGCAUAUUGUCUUUGAAUACGAGAUGAAUUGCAUCACACUGUGCGAACACAAUUUUAUUAACAUAAAUUCAUGCAUUACGCUCUUUUUCUAUCCAUGUAUAAUUCCCCAAUGUUGGGCUUUAAAAACAUGGUGUCGGGACCACAAGUACGAAACCGAUAGAACCGAGCCAUACGAGAUUUGAUGCUGAGUGUAAGUAUUUGUGACAAAGAUUUACAACCGGUGCAGGCCAAUUGUCACAAGCUAUCAAUGUUCACUUCUAAAUUCCUGGGGCUCGUUUGUAUCUGCGAGCCUCAGGACUGGUUAGCUAGGAGUGUGGGGCCACGGACAAAUCGUUUGUGACACCAUUAGCACAGCACUCAAUUGCCAGCACCUUUUAUUUUGUGUGUGUGUCGGGGGGAGAGGGAGAUUAUUUUGCUUUGGGCUGGUUUCAGUGUUUUCCUGUGUGAUGUAUCACAUUAAAAGAAGUCACAGUAUCACAGAGAGGACAAAUUGGCAGCAGGUGUCAUCAACUUUCGAGUAUUUAUGAACCGAUUAUCGCGUUGUGACGGGUGUUUAUCACGUACGAGCUCCACUUGGACUCUUUGCUUGCUGCCACUUGAAGAUAGUUUCCCACUCAGGUUUUCUUAUAGAACAUGAUCAGGUGGGUUUAGUCUCUGGAAGGCCCACGACCCGGCCCACCACAAAACAGGGUCUUAAGUUAGCUGAUAAGGAUGCUAAAUGUCUUCUUAGAAAACUCAAAGGCCUGAAUACCAUCCGAUCCAAGAAUCUGCUGCUUCUUCUUUCGACUUUGAUGUCUCCCUCACAGUGCUCAAGCAACACUGGCCUCGCCACCACCUCUAUUGUGUUAGAAAAAAGAAGAAGAAGAAAGAGUAGCCUUUAGGCAGACCACCCAAAAUAAAUAAGAGGAGCAGAGAGGACACUUUGUUCUCUGAGGAAACAUGACUGAAUGUGUGACACAAAGCUUGGUGACAAAGGAAAUGGUACGCUGUUCACUGGGAGACCUACAUAGAUGGAUAUGUGGACAAAUGAGAGAGCUCUGCAGUCUGGCUGUCAUCUCACAGCCCUUUGAAUAUUUAGUUUGCUCCUUUUUUCUUUUGCAACAUGUCCCGAGGCUCAGAGAGAUAAGCUUGUCCGAGUUAUAAGAUCUGGGAGUGAACAUUGCAGCUCCUCUCCUGAAGCCCUGUCAUCAUCGCCACUGUUCGCCCGGCGACAGUGUGCUUUUGACUUUGUUGUCCCGCUCUGAAUCCCAAAACUAAACGAUGGAAAAUCUAAUUUUCCCACAAGUCAAACAUGGUUUAGGCCUUCUGAACAAAUGCAUCCCCGUGACACCUGUCUCUGUGAACUUAAACAUUCAUUUUCACACAUGAUGUAGUCAAGGACGACGGUGUAUCCAGAACUGAAGUUGAGAGCAGAGUGAGUGUCCCCAAACAAACAGAGAAAAAACAUGUCGAACAUGACCGCAGUAUUGACUUAGAGGUUACGCCACUCUGCCCUCCUCUUCCUCAUCACAUCCUGUCACAUUAACCACCUUGGACAAUAGGGUGCAUAAUUUAGAAAAUUCACCCUGGAUUAGAAAUGAUUGAGGCCUGACCUUAUCCAGGUGGGAUCUACCAAGCUUUUACACGGGGAUCCACAGGUGUCUGUAUAUUGAUUGUUAUGUCAAGUGGAAGGCCCAUGGGGCCGUCUCGUAGCUCCGCUCCAAUAACAAUCACAAGGAGCAGGUGACAUGCCACACAGAUGCUUGCAUCCCAGAACCAGCCAAACAAGUUAAUUAUGUCUCCAACAGCUCCAUCUACAUCCUGCUUGGAUCCCUCAUAUGUGUCCGCGGAACAAUCUGUCUGAUUAUUAUCAUCAUGCUUGUCUGGAUUGUCUUGCAGCAUACUGACCAUUUUAAUACGAUACACGAAGGAAUACGACGAACAUUACCAGUAAAAAGCUUGUGAAAACUAACCAUCACUUUUGCAUGUGUAAUUCCUGUGAUGCUGCAUCGACUAUUAACAUCACAACAAGUCAUUUUGUACAAUUUAUUGUGACAGAAAUCUGCCUACAUUUUUACUGAAUUGUUGCACAUGACACCUUGAAGCAUGUUAUAAUAAUAUUGUCAAGAAGGUAUUUAAAGGAUAAAAAAAAAAUACAAAAUAUAAAGACUUGUUAAGAUGACUAGUGUUGCUGUGUUGGAGUCAAACAUCGAGCUGAUUCUUU